AUGGGGAACUGCGCCGCCUCCCGCCUUGCCGGCGGCGGCGGCGGCGGCGACGGUGAGGACCCCGUGGCUGUGUGCCGCGACCGGAAGCGCCUCAUCAAGGCGGCGGCCGAGCGCCGGUUUGCGCUGGGCGGCGCGCACGCCGCUUACGCGGCGGCGCUCCGUUCCGUUGCCGACGCACUCGACGUCUUCGUCGCGCGCCACACCGCGCCGGCGCCGAUCCUCAUCACGCUCCCCACCCCCAGCAGCUCGCCCCCGGGUUCCCCCAAGCCAGCGCAGGUUCAAGUGCAGGGGCUUCCCUCUCCCGCCACGUCGCCGCCUCCGCAGCAGGAGGAGGGGGCCGAGGAGGAGGCGCCGGCAUCACCGGCCGCCGCGGAAGAUGGGGGCGGCGGCGUGCAGACGCCGGAGAUGGGCUGCCCGUACUACUACCCAUCCCCAGCGACGCCGCCCCCGCCCCCUGCGGCAUCGGCGGUCGGCGGGUGGGACUUCUUUAACCCGUUCUACGGGACGGAAGAGGUGGCCGCGGCCAUCAGCGACGAGGAGAUGCGAGCGGUGAGGGAGCGAGAGGGCAUCCCCGAACUGGAGGAGGCGGAGGAGGAAGAGGAGGGAGCGAAGGCGGUGGAAAUCAAGCCCCCAAAGGCAGAGGCCUCUCUUGGAGUCUUAACGCCCCAAGAAGAGGCUAAAGAUGUGUGCGAGAUGGCGGCGAACAACGGCGGGCUGGAGGUGGCCGUGGCGCCGCAGGGGCGCGAGCUGCUCGCGGCGCUCAAGGAGGUGGAGGAGCUCUUCGCGGCCGCCGCCGAGGCAGGCAAGGAGGUGUCUGGCAUGCUCGAAGCCGCCACGCGCAUCCCCGAGCUCAAAGAAAAUUCAUCAAAAAUAAUUCAUGCCAUCACAUGGCAUCGGUCUCCGUCAUCGGUAUCCUCAUCGUACAGGAGCGAGCUAGGAGCAAGCUCAAAUAGUUUGUCAUGGACAGACAAGAGUGAAACUAAGAGUGAUAUAUUCGAAGACUAUGGUGGAAUGAAGUCAGGAAGUCAUUCACAGACUUUGGGGAGACUGUAUGCUUGGGAGAAGAAACUUUAUGAAGAAGUCAAGGCUAUAGAUCAAAUCCGACAAACCUAUGAGAAGAAAUGUGUUCAGCUGAGGAACCAAGAUGCCAAAGGUUCAGAGCUGCGUUGUGCUGAAAAAACUAGGACAACUGUUAGAGACUUGUACACAAGAAUCUGGGUUUCUCUACGGGCGGCAGAAUCUAUAUCUGAUAGAAUACAAAAGUUACGGGAUGAGGAACUGCAGCCACAACUCGUUGAGCUGUUGCAGGGCUUUACAAAAUCUUGGAAAAUAAUGGUUGACUCACAUGAAACCCAGAGACAGAUUAUGUUUGAGGUGAAUUCAUUUACAUGUCCUGCUUAUGGCAAAUUCUGUAACGAUGCACAGCGUCAUGCAACUCUGAAGUUGGAGGUUGAACUGAGGAAUUGGAGAUCCUGCUUUAUUAGCUAUUUCAAUGCUCAGAAAGCAUAUAUCGAAGCUCUUGAUGGCUGGUUAUCGAAGUUUAUUCUGACCGAUACUAUCCGGUACUCCCGAGGAAUCUCAUCAAUUGCUCCAGAUAGAGCUGGUGCCCCAACUCUAGUUGUGAUUUGCCAUGACUGGUACACUACAAUGUCCAAGUUUCCAAACAAGCGGGUCGCCUUCACCAUGAGGAAUUUUCUCAGAAGUGUGAGAGUGCUAUGGCUGAAGCAAGGGGAAGAGCAACAGCAGAAAAGAAAGGUGGACAGCCUGGCAAAAGAGUUGGACAAGAAGGUAGCUGCCUACAAAAGAGCAGAGAACAGGAUCAUUGGCACCAAGCUUCUGGAGCAUAAGCCUGAGAUAGAUGCCAAGCAGCGCAUGGAACACUUGUCGGAGAAGAAAGAGAUGCUCAACGUCCUGAGGAAGAGGAUUGAGACAGAGAAAGCGAAGCAUCACACCUGUAUGCGGGAUACACACGAUGUCACUCUCAACGGGUUCAAGAUCGGCCUCGCCAGCAUCUUCGAAUCGUUGGCUGAGUUCUCGAAGGAUUCGGUGAAGCUCUACGAAGACCUUCUAGCACGAGCCCAUGACAAAGAUUCAGAGAAGGCUGCUACUGAUAAACGGCCCUGCGUCGGGGGGCCAUACUCGCACAUAGCGGUGGAUGCUACAUGA
This is a messenger RNA of Miscanthus lutarioriparius, 2166 nucleotides long. The record is from the annotation of a GenBank genome assembly. NCBI's taxonomy places the organism in Eukaryota, Viridiplantae, Streptophyta, Magnoliopsida, Poales, Poaceae.